Messenger RNA from Notothenia coriiceps (black rockcod), 1583 nucleotides. Its product is annotated as serine/threonine-protein kinase mTOR-like. Gene Ontology annotation, cellular component: nucleus; TORC2 complex; TORC1 complex. The record is from RefSeq and is a predicted model, not a curated record. Lineage: Eukaryota; Metazoa; Chordata; Actinopteri; Perciformes; Nototheniidae. Gene Ontology annotation, biological process: negative regulation of macroautophagy; TORC1 signaling. Gene Ontology annotation, molecular function: protein serine/threonine kinase activity. The transcript has 12 exons. Bases 24 to 1583 code for a protein of 519 amino acids.
CAGCGGACUACAGCACCAGUGAGAUGCUCGUGAACAUGGGCAACCUGCCCUUGGAUGAGUUUUACCCUGCCGUUGCCAUCGUCACUCUAAUGCGCAUCCUGAGAGACCCUUCCCUUUCCAACCACCACACCAUGGUGGUCCAGGCCGUCACCUUCAUCUUCAAAUCUCUGGGCCUCAAGUGCGUCCAGUUUCUGCCGCAGGUCAUGCCGACUUUCCUCAAUGUCAUCCGGGUCUGUGAUGCCAGUAUCCGAGAGUUCCUGUUCCAGCAGAUGGGAAUGGUGGUGUGCUUUGUGAAGAUCCACAUCCGCCCCUACAUGGACGACAUCUUCACCCUCAUCAGAGAGUACUGGACACCAAACAACCCCAUGCAGAACACCAUCAUCCUGCUGAUCGAGCAGAUUGUGGUGGCGCUGGGUGGAGAAUUCAAGCUGUACCUGCCUCAGCUCAUCCCUCACAUGCUGCGUGUCUUCAUGCACGACAACAGCACCGGGCGCAGUGUCACCAUCAAGAUGCUCAACGCCAUCCAGCUGUUUGGUGCCAACCUGGACGACUACCUGCACUUGCUGCUGCCUCCCAUCGUCAAGCUGUUUGAUGCCAACGAUGUGCCCCUGCAGGCCCGCAAGGUUGCCUUGGAGACACUGGACCGGCUGACUGAGUCCCUGGACUUCACCGACUACGCUUCACGCAUCAUCCACCCAAUUGUCCGAGCUCUUGACAGCACGCCUGAUCUGCGCGCCACCGCGAUGGACACCCUGUCCUCACUUGUAUUCCAGUUGGGAAAAAAGUACCAGAUCUUCAUCCCCAUGGUAAACAAAGUGAUGCUGAAGCACAGGAUCAACCACCAGCGAUACGACAUACUCAUAUGUCGCAUUGUUAAGGGCUAUACUCUGGCUGAGGAGGAAGAGGACCCUCUAAUCUUCCAACAUCGCCACCUUCGUGGUAACCACGGUGACGCUCUGGUCAGCGGGCCGGUGGAGGCGGGGCCUAUGAAGAAGCUUCACGUCAGCACUACAGCACUUCAGAAGGCCUGGGGUGCUGCAAGAAAAGUGUCCAAAGACGAUUGGCUGGAGUGGCUGAGGCGUUUGAGUGUGGUCCUGCUGAAGGAGUCGUCCUCCCCCGCCCUUAGGUCCUGCUGGUCACUGGCUCAAACCUACAUCCCCCUCGCCAGGGACCUGUUCAACGCUGCCUUCCUGUCUUGUUGGUCUGAGCUGAGCGAGGAUCAGCAGGACGAGCUGAUCCGCAGCAUCGAGUUGGCUCUCACCUCCCAGGACAUCGCAGAGGUCACACAGACUCUGCUCAACCUGGCAGAGUUCAUGGAGCACAGCGACAAGGGCCCUCUGCCCCUCAGAGAUGAUAAUGGAAUUGUGCUGCUGGGGGAGAGAGCUGCCAAGUGCCGUGCCUACGCCAAGGCUCUGCACUACAAAGAGCUGGAGUUUCAGAAAGGUGCUUCUCCUCUCAUCCUGGAGGCUCUUAUCAGCAUCAACAAUAAACUGCAGCAGCCAGAAGCCGCAUCUGGAGUGCUGGAGUACGCCAUGAAGCAUUUUGGAGAACUGCUCGCAUCUGUCCAUGGUGUCAAGGUUUGA